UAAAUACAAGACACUAGUCAUGUUUCAAAAUACCACAAAAUCAGAGGAGUUCGGGUUUCAAAGGGAAGUGAAUUGAGCGAGCAGAGUGCGAGAGACGUAACAAAUUCAUAAAGAGAUACACAAUUUCAGCUAAAAUAAACCAGAGCUGUCUUCUUCGUUCUUCAUCCUUCUUAAUCAGCUCUUUCCGACAACCUGCAAAAGAUUUUCCAGCGAUGACAACGAAGGAUCGGAUCACACAUAGACAAGAAGAUUCUUGUUGAUCGCAAGACGGGCUACGUGCUGAUUCAAGUUACUAAGGACUCCAAGUUUCAAAAGGGUUUCAGCCUAUUUUAUUGGAAUGGCUUGGGAUGAUCUUCUACAUGAACUACUCUCCAUCAUCUUCCAAAAAUUAAUCACAAACAAACAAAACGUUCCUGAUCUUUACCAAUGUCUUGGUGUCUGCACUUCAUGGCGUCACUUGGCUAAAGAAUUCCUCACAACUCUUGCACCAGCUCCAUGGUUAUUGCUUGAACAAAAAAUCCGUCCCCAGAGUAUAACUUUUAGCACUAUUACUUGCAAGAUUCCUAUUAACGCUGAUAGGUCUGCCAGGAAGACCACACUUUCGUUUAGCCUUUUCGAUCAUGCGAAGGCUUAUGCUUCCUACGAUGGAUGGUUGCUUGUAGGGUAUGAUGAUAAGGUUUUUCAUAGCUCAACUGCCUUUCUUUACAACCCUUUGUCAGCAAUUAUUCUUCAGCUUCCACCCUUUGCGGAGCAUUUGAGGCUCGAUGAACACAGUACUAUCAAAUUUGUGAUGUCUGAAGGUUGUCCUACCGAUCCUAGGUGUGUUCUUUGUGUUAAGUUUAAAGUUGGAGAUGGUCUUGCACUUGCCUUUUGUAAGCCGGCUCCUAGUAGUGAUGAUAACAUUUUAAAGGGUAAGAGGUGCUUAUUGUCGUCGGCUUCUGCUUAUUGGGCCGUGUUGGAGAAAGACUCAUCUGAAAUUGAAGACAUGAUCUUCUACUGUGGGAAAUUCUACACUAUUGAUAGGUAUGCUGCUUUGUCUGUACACAAUUAUGAUGCUAAUGCCAAUGGAUUCACGAGUGAAACUGUUAUAGUUGAUUGGUUUAACGUAUUUAAUUAUAAUCAGACCAGAAGAGUUAGUGGUCGUAGUAGUUAUCAGAAUGUUGCAAAUAGGAGAGUUGGAAGUCGUAGUAAUUACAGAAAUUGUAAUUCUCUGGUGAAAUCUAAAAGGGGAGACUUGUUGAUGAUUAAGAGGGUAUUCAGUAAUAAUUUUUCAAGAGUUACGGAAUCUUGCAGCAUCUAUAAGUUGAAUAUGAGCAACAUAGAUUACUACUACUGGAGUGAGGUAAAUAAUCUUGAAGAUAAAGAAGCACUAUUCUUGGGCUGGCAUGACUGCAUCUCUGUUUCAAUUUCUGAUGGCUACCCUGGAUUUAAGCAGAAUCACAUUUAUUUCUUUGACAACUAUUCACCUGCUGGUAAAGUCAUUAGAUAUGGUGUGUAUGACUUGAAGACUCGUACUUUCCUAUAUUAUUCUGAUGAUAACGGUAUGGAUCGUGAUGCUGAAGGAUACAAGUGUUGCCGUUUGUUUGCUCCAUCUGCAUUAUCAUAGAUUGUGUCAGUAUAGAUUUCAGAAUAUUUCAACUUUACAGAUUCUGUUUAUUGAUUGCAUGUUCUUUAUUAGUGUGGUAAGCCAACUUUAAUGCAUUAGCUAGACGAGUUUUCUUGAGCUCUAUUGGGUCAACAUUAAGUGGCAGGGUCAAGAUUUAUAGUUAUCCAGGCUGAACUAGUAUCAAAAUUCAUGCCUGCGUCAAGUUUCUCUAUUACUUGUUUUUGAAGUUCCA
Molecule: messenger RNA, 1838 nt
Organism: Daucus carota subsp. sativus
Lineage: Eukaryota; Viridiplantae; Streptophyta; Magnoliopsida; Apiales; Apiaceae
Exons: 4
Coding region: 338-1606 (422 amino acids)
Source: RefSeq, a predicted model, not a curated record